UUUGGGUUACCAAGGAAUGGGAAGAUUUGCAUUUGCAAUGUUUUUACUUAAAUAAAAUGAAACAUUCAAGCUUUUCCGAAAAUGAUUGGCUAUUUUUUUAAAACUAUAGUCACUCCAAAUCAUCAUCACUCCAAAAACCUGUUAAAUUGUGAAUCACAGUAUACAUAUAUGUACUACAUAAAUAAAUGACGGCUCUUUCCUGCAUUCGCUAAUACGAAGAUUAUGAAUGAGGUGGUGAAGUAUAAGCCUCCACCACCAAAGAAGGCUGGAGCUGUAGCUGCUGCAAAAGCCCCAGGUGGCAUGGAAUGGCGUGUGUUGGUGGUCGAUAAGUUGGGUAUGCGUAUGGUGUCUGCAUGCACUAAAAUGCAUGAAAUAAGCGCCGAGGGUAUUACCUUGGUGGAGGAUAUCAACAAAAAGCGUGAACCGCUUCCAACCAUGGAUGCCAUCUACUUGAUUACGCCGUCGGAUGAGUCGGUGCGCGCAUUAAUACGCGAUUUCGAGAAUCCGGCUAGACCAAUGUAUCGUUAUGCGCACGUCUUCUUCACUGAGGCAAUACCUGAAGACAUAUUCCAUAUGUUGCAAAUACGCAGCGACAUUACGCGCAAAUAUAUACGCACAUGCAAAGAAAUAAAUAUUGCAUUUUUAGCCUAUGAAGACAAGGUCUACUCGCUCGAUUCGCCAGACACCUUUCAGUGUCUGUAUUCGCCAGCGUUUGCUUCGAUACGCGCCAAGCACAUCGAUCGCAUCGCCGAGCAAAUCGCGACUUUGUGUGCCACACUCGGCGAGUAUCCGAUGGUGCGAUAUCGCACUGACUGGGAUCGCAACAUAGAUUUGGCUGCUGCGGUGCAGCAGAAGUUGGACGCCUAUAAGGCGGAUGAGCCCACAAUGGGUGAGGGUCCGGAGAAGUCACGUUCGCAAUUGCUAAUAUUGGAUCGUGGUUUCGAUUGUGUCUCGCCAUUGUUGCACGAAUUAACGCUGCAAGCGAUGGCCUACGAUCUGUUGCCGAUCGUCAACGAUGUCUAUCGUUAUACACCCGGUCCGAAUCAACCCGAAAAGGAGGUGCUACUCGAUGAGAACGACGACUUGUGGGUGGAAUUGCGGCAUGAGCAUAUCGCUGUGGUGUCCACGCAGGUGACACAGAACCUGAAGAAGUUCACCGAAUCGAAGCGCAUGACAUCGACCGAUAAAGCUUCCAUGCGCGAUUUGUCGCAAAUGAUCAAGAAAAUGCCUCAGUAUCAAAAGGAGUUGUCCAAAUAUUCAACACAUUUGCACUUGGCUGAGGAUUGCAUGAAGACUUAUCAGAGCUACGCCGAUAAGUUAUGUCGCGUUGAACAGGAUCUAGCUAUGGGCACCGAUGCCGAGGGUGAAAAGAUCAAGGAUCAUAUGCGCAAUAUUGUGCCCAUUCUUCUCAAUGCGGAUGUUUCCAACUUCGAUAAAGUACGCAUAAUCGCGCUCUAUGUUAUGAUCAAGAACGGCAUAUCUGAGGAAAAUCUAACCAAACUCUUCACGCACGCCUCACUCUCGCCGAAAGAUCAAGAUAUGGUGCGCAAUUUGAGCUUUUUGGGCGUGAAUGUGAUUGCCGAUUCACGCAAGAAAGUCUACAACGUUCCACGCAAAGAGCGUAUCACCGAACACACUUAUCAAAUGUCCCGUUGGACACCAGUCGUGAAGGAUAUUAUGGAGGAUUGCAUUGAAGAUAAGUUGGAUCAGCGUCAUUUCGCUUUUCUGGCUGGACGUGCGCAGAAUACCAACUAUCAUGCGCCAACAAGCGCACGCUAUGGCCACUGGCAUAAAGACAAGGCACAGACUCAGGUGAAGAAUGUACCACGUCUCAUUGUAUUCAUUGUGGGCGGUGUUAGUAUGUCCGAGAUGCGUUGCGCUUAUGAAGUCACCAAUGCCGUUAAGAAUUGGGAAGUGCUCGUCGGUUCGUCGCAUAUACUAACGCCCGAAGGUUUCCUUAGCGACUUGGGCAGUCUCUCCAAAGAGGAUUAAGCAGCUACAGCGCAGGCUCGAUAUAUAAUUAACUAAAAAUUUAUUAAUUUAAAGGUAAAGUUUAAUACUUAAUUUAAAAGCAAAAACAACUAACACAUUUAUGUAGUUUAAAUAUGUGUCCUACUAAUUAUUGAAAUCAGGUAUUGAAAGGAAGCGUACUUCAAUGUACAAGGUUAUGUUUGUAGUUAUUAGUUUAACAAAUUUAACAAGCGUUGUUGGUAUUUUUGUGUAUUUGCUUUGUGAAAUGUAAAAGAAAUAUACAUAAUGGUAAUGCAAUAUUAUUGGAAAUAUGUUGUUAUUACAACUUAUUGUAUUUCUAAUGUGUAAUUGUUAGCAAUAUUUCGUUUUGUCUUUAGGUUAACUGUCCGCUAACGUGUUUACAUAGGUAUUAAUAACUGUAUUGAUGACACUGUAACAACUUGUAAACACGAUUACAUGGUGUAUGCACGUUACAACUUUUGGUUAAAAAAAGAGUUACGCACACACAUAUCCAUACAUACUUGUGUGUGCUGUGUUAUAUACAUAUAUCAUAUAAAUAUAUAAUGAAAUGCUAAAAACAACAAUAUGCGCAAGCAUAUCAAUAAGUUGCAAAGUAUUCACGUUGUUUAUUGAAUUGUAUUUAUGUCGCAUAUUUAAAUGGAAAAAUAUAAAUAUUUUAUGCAACUAUAAUUCCACUUCAGCUUAUAUAUCUUUAUAUAAUACUUUAUUAACUACUAUUACUUGCAAUAUUUUGAACAAUUUAUGCGCUUUUCUUAGUAUAUACAAUAUUCAAGAGCAAAAAAGUGUUAAAUACAUAAUAAAUGCAAAAGAAAAAUUUGCGAAAAAUAACUAAACACCGAUUUUUAAUUUAAAAUUUGAAUUAGUAAUAAAAUAACAAUAAAAAGAAGAAAGAAUUAAAUAAAAUAUUAUAAAAACAAAUUAAGUGCAAGAUCUAUAUUAAUAAUGAAAAAUAUUAAAAAAUUUAGUAAAAAAUCGAAAUAAAUUAUAAAGAAAUAAAAACAAAAAUAAAGUAAAAAAUUGUAGCAUGCGCACAAUGCAGUUCAUUUUAGCAGAAGUUGUCGGCAAAAAUGUGCUGUUAAACAAAAUUAUAUAAGCAAAGAAUUUUCAAAUACAUAUAUGAAAUUUAACAUUAAAUGCACUUGCAAAGUAACUGUAUGCAUAUUUAGUAUAAAUAACAUUUGAUGUAGCAGCAAACAGUCACAAAUAACAUUUAAAAACACUUAUUUAACAUAAAUAAAUUAUAUAUUAAAUUAUGUAUGUAUUAAAAAACGGUUUGUUUUCAACCUUAUCCAUAAAACGCAAGACAAGACGAGUACGAGCAAAAAUUAAUACAAAUUCGAUUUUGAAAAAAUAAACAAAAAAUGUUUGCAUACAAUUUAUUAAACUACAAUAUUAGCAAGAAUAUAUAUGCAUUGUUAAACGGACCACACGUGGCCGUUAACGUAACCGUUUAUAUGCGUAGUAGUAACAGUAGGAAUUAUUAUGCUUACGAUGCUUCAAUGAAAUUUGCAAAAUGCAUGCAGUGAAAAGUUUUGCGCAGACCAACUACAGUUAAACUUAUGCUAUUUAACUAAAACACAAUUUCAAUUAUUAACAAAUUUUACAGCAACAAAAAUAUAUAAUAUUUCAAAUAUUUUUCAACAAUAGUUAAAAAAAGGAAAAUUACGAGUGCUAAAUACUUGAAAGCGUGGAAAACUUAAAGAACUACACUUAUUUUGAUGUAAAAAGUGCUAAAAGUGUUAGGCAUUUGUCAGCAAAGCGGCAAAAAACUUAUGAAAAAUCAGCAAAACAAAAACAAAAAAGUCAGGUUAUGUGAAAAAAACAUGGUUAUGUGCAACUGAAAUACUGCAUGAGCUUUAAAAUGUAAUUUUGACUGUCAACGUGCUUUAUUCGCAACUCACUGAACGUCGAUACUGUGCUCAAUGCAGCAUAAAGUAGUAGUUUAUGUGCUGCGGAAGCCGUGCUAAUAGUGUUUUCUUACCGUGGGUUAUAAAUUUACUAAUUAAUUAAACAUGUCUACGCGAAAAUGCGAUUAUUUGUUUACAAUUUAUAUAUAAUAUUUUUAUAUAUUAUAUAUUUUCAAUUCUAAUAAAUUUUCCAAUAUAAUUCUUUUUAAAAAAACAUUAAAAUAUUUGAAAUAAUCUUAAUGAAUCUUUCUAAAAAAUUUUUAAAUUUUCAACUAAAAUUUAUAAAAGUUCAAAAAUCUUAAAUUUUUAAAUAAAAUAAUUAAUUUAAAUUUUCAUUUUAAUUUCAAAUAAAAUGCAUAAAAUUCAAUUUAGAUUAACUUUCUGUUUUUAAAUGUUCAAAAUUCUCAAAUUUUCAAACAAAAUGCUUACAAUUCAAAUUAAGAUUAACUUUCUAAAAAAUUUUACAUUUUUAAUUACAAUUUUUUACAUUUCUAAUAAAAUUUAUAAAUGUUCAAAUACAUUUUUAUUUUUUUUUUUAAAUAAAUUUUUACAUUUUUCAAAGAAAAUGUUUAAUUUUUCAAAAAAACAUACAGCUUUGCUGGCAGGCGUGUAACAGCUAUUUCCAACUAUGACACAAAACUACAAAAACUAACCUAAAAUUUUAUUAUACACUUAUUAGGUUUGUUAUAUAACUCUAUUUGCGUCUAAAAAACUAUAAAGCAUCUAUGCAUAUACAUACAUACAUACAUAUGUAUGAAAUGCUGCGUAUAUGCGCGGCAAGCAUACAAACUCUAAUGACUAUUCAUCGCACCACAUAUAUACCUGUGUGAUACUUCCAAACAAAACAAAAACAAAAAUGUAAACAUACUCGUACACCUCUACAUACUUACUUUAAAUAAUUUAUAAUAAAAGUAGAUGAGCAGCGCGUGUAAGCGGGGUAGUUAAAAAAAUAAGUAAAUAAAUAAAAAAGAAUGCGUUUACAAAGUUGGCAAAGCAAAAACCAAAACAAAAAAAAAUCCAUAAGAAUGUUCGAAAUGCAAUACAGUAUUUUACAAUUUACAUAAAUAUAAAGUAACGAGCUAGUGUAUAACGAGCGUACAGCAUAAAAUAACGAGCAGCAAUUUCAAUUCUUUAUAUAUACAUACUUAUAUACAUAUACAUAUAAAUAUAAAUAUAGUUAAAUUCAAUAAAUUUAGCUAAUAAGUAUGGAAAUUAUAAAAUAUACGCUAAAAACUAUAAUAAUAAAUAAAUAACAAAAAUGUGGCAAACGCCUACACCGAAUACCCGCUACACCCGGUCCGAGCAACAACAACAGCUGAUAGCAGACGCACGCACCCACGCGUGCUGCUGGCUAUUGGUGUAUUUGCGGCCACUCAAGCGACCAACCAACAACAACAACAACCGGCAAAUGAUGCUGCAAUUUGUCGCAUUGGCAAAAACAACAACAAUUGCAAUGCAUAAAUUGAGGAUCACAGGACAAAUUGCAGCGUCUGCAACUAUAUUGACAGCCUGCAGUGACGUAUGCGCGCGUGCACAGGUGCCUUGCUGCUGUUUUGCGCGACGAAGGGUGUCGAGCGCGCGUGUAGUUGUGUUUGCUACGCAUAUUUCAUGUAUUUCAGUAGUGAAAAAACUUAAAAUAUUAAUUGUUUAUUGCUUGUUAUAAAGAAAAUAUAUAAUAGACAAAAUAAGCUAUCGCAAUUAAGUGUACUAAAAUCAAAACUUAACGAAAGGUGUCGAAUUAUGUAUGCAAGUAUCUAUUUAGGCUAUUAACAUAUGAAAAAAAAAUUGAAAUUCAAAUGACAAAAUUAUAUAAUGAAAAUAAAAUUACUAAAUUAUAUAUUUAAAAAAAAAUAAGUUUAAUAUACAUACUGUCGUAUAUAUGUAUAUACAUUGGUAUACAUAUGUUGGCGUAUACGUCAAAAUUAAUAAUUAAAAAUUAGCAAUUAAUUAAAAAAUCCAUUUACACAUAUGCAUAGAUGUAUGUAAGCACAGGCAACAUUAAGUACCAAAAAACAACACAUAUAAAUUAAUAUUGCAAACAUUUAUUAACAGCAUACAUAUGUAAACCAUAUUAAUAAUUAUACAACACAUAUGUACAUUCAACUAAUAAUUGCAACAAAAAACAAUAUAGCUAAUAACGAACGCAUGACAAUUUGCAAUAACAGCGCUGAACAACAGGCAGCACGCGCCGGCUAACGGAAAUGUGACAACAGCCGCAUGCAACAACUGAAAUGCGCAUAACGGUAAACUGCAACUGCAGGUAAUUUGAUUGAUAAAACGGACAAGCUGCAGCGCGGGCGCGUAUAUCAAACGAAUUCGUAAUCAUUGUAACACCAAAAACAAACAAAAGUCAAAACAAUCGCUUAAAUAUUGAGGAAAACGCCUUGAGUAUAUGUAUACCAUACACAGAGUAUAUAUAUUUCAACAAACGAGCAAUAAUAUUAGAAAACCAUAUAUAUGUAUAUAUAUGUACUACAUAUAUGCAAUUUUCAAUAUAAAAAAGCAAACAGUGACAACAACAACAAAAAACAACGUUCAACAAACUCGUAAAUAAUUCUGUCAAUUUUUUUCUUAUUACGGCAACACUGCUUACAGUGUGUGCCAAUUUUUAUAGCGUAAGCAAAUUUUAUAUAUUUAUGUAUGCACGCCCAACGCACGUAUGGGGUUUUAAGCAGUCAGCAUAGCAAUUAAAAUAUAAACCAAACUAAAAAAUAAAAUGAUGUUUAAAAGAAAUUGUAAUUAAAAAAAUAUGAAAAUGUAGUGAGCGAUUGAAAAUUGAACAGAAAAAGGCAAAUAUCGCAAAAAUAAUGGUUAACAAGAAAAGAAAGGCGCGCUUGAAAUGCGGAUAGUUGCAUAAAAAGUAAGCAGAAUAUGUAAAAUGUAGCGUGAAAAUUGUAAGUAAACAAGAUUUUGCAAAUUUCAUUGAAGUCGAAGUUCGUAAAGGUGCAAGAUAAAUGCAUUAUAGUAUAAUAUUAGAUUUGGAAAAUUUAUAAUAAUUAAUAAAAAAUUUCAAAAAAAUUGUAUUAAUUAAAAAAAUUUCAAAUAAUUAAAAAAUUAUAAUAUAUAUAUAGCAAUUUAAAAGAAAAUUUAAAUAAUUAACAAAAAUAUAAUAAUUAAAAAAUUUAUAAUGUUUAAAAAAUAUAUAUAAUAAUGAAAAAUUGAAAUGAGCAAGACAACGCUAAUUUUAUCGAUAUUAGAAAAUAAUAUGAACAUGUUAACUCCAAAUGUAUCGAUAUUAAAUAAUAAUAUAAGGAAGGUAACUCUAGAAUUGUUUACAUAUAAUAAAAAAUAAUAUUUACAAAAAGUUGUGGCACGCGAAAGUCAGACGUAUUUAAGAAGUAUUAAAAAGAGAGUUACGCACAUUAUAACUCUAAACAUAAUUGAAAUGUUUGCUAAAUAUGUAUAGCACUACAUGAAACAUUUCUUAAAUAACAACUAGCGAAAAUGUAUUACUUUAGUGACAAGUAAAAAUCUUUGAAGUGGGAAUAUUUCGGAACAGUAACAAAGUGGACGAACAAAAACUAAUAUUUAUUAAAAAAUAUGCGAUUUAUUGAAAACAAAAACUUUAAUUUAUUAAAAAAGAACGACAACUUAUUAAGAAAAACUACAAUUUAUUAAGAAAAAUCUACAAUUUUUUGAAAAAACAUUAAUUUAUUUGAAAGAACUUCAAUUUAUUUAAAAAAUUUUCAAUUUAUUGAAAAAAAUAUAAUUUAUUAAAAACAAACUACAACUUAUUAAAAAAAAACUACAAUUUUUUAAGAAAAAUCUACAAUUUAUUAAAAAAAAACUAUAAUUGAUUUAAAAGAACGACAACUUAUUUAAAAAAUCUACAAUUUAUUGAAAAAAAAACUAUUUUAUUUAAAAAAGAUUACAAUUUAUUAAAAAACAACCUUGUUCAUAUUGUACACUUUGUGCAAAAUAUACUAGCACACAUGUAUUUAUUACAAUUUAUAUAAUAUACGAAGAAGUUAUAAAAUAUAUUUAAAAAAAAGUUAUAAAAAAUAUAAAAAAGUUAUGAAAUAUAUAGUAUUCAAAUUAGUGAAAUAUAUAUACAAACACAUACAUAAAUAUAAUUACUUAAAACAUAUAUAGUAUACUUAAAAUUACCGUAAAAUUAGUGAUACAUGCGAUUUAAUUUAACUUAUACAUAAAUUUCAACUUAGUCAACUAAUAACUAGUGCAACUUCUAAUGAUAAAUGUUUUUAUGGUAUGUCAUGGAAUUUAAUUAAACAAAUUCAACAACUAAAUAAAUAUAAAAUGUUAUAAAGCCAUUGUGGGUUAGAUGAAGUAGCAUUAGUAUUGUUUGAAUUAUUUAAAUACACACACACAAAUGUUAUAAAGAACUUUUACGAAAUAUGCAUACACAAAUACAUCUAACAAUACUCAUACACACUAAAAUAUACAUAUACAAAAAAUAUAUAUUCCAAAGAAAUGUUUCAAUUAUAAAUUAUAUGAAAUACAUGCGUAAAUAUGUUAUUGAAACUUUAUAAAUUGAUCGCUAAUACAAAAUACAAACAGUAACUAUUUAGACACACUCUAUAUGUAUACUAUAUGAUUAAAAAUAUUAACUAAAUUUCCAAUAUUUAUAUAUAAAUUAUUAUUGUAUUUAAGUUUACAGCACGCUAGUUACUUCUGCUGAAUGAAGCAAGCUUUAAUAAGCUCCUAAUUGUUAUGCGACAUGAAUUCAAUUACUUUCAAAACAUAUUUAAUAAACAAAUAUUUAACAAACCCACAUACAUUGUACAAUAUUAUACGAACCAACUUGAAAAAAACUGCAAAAGCAGAAAUUGAUAUAUAUAUAUUAUUAUUAUGUAAGCAAUUGCUGGUCUAACUAAAAAAUUUCUGGUCCAAAAAGUGAAAAAAAUCUUCAAAAGAAAAAGAAAAAUAGAAACGUAAAUAAAUAAGUGCGACAAACUUGUAUGUGCAUAGGCCAAAAAUGGCGCAAAAAUUGUGUAAAACCAUGUAUGCAUGUAAAUACUGUUGUGCGAUUCAAUGUAAACCCGGAUAACAAAUUAUUAAAGAAAUAUCCUUACUUUGAAUGGUAGCUACAGAUCAAUAAAAAAAACACUAGGAAAACGACAA
Bactrocera neohumeralis is the source of this 8981-nucleotide messenger RNA. RefSeq names its product protein ROP (gene Rop). The record is from RefSeq and is a predicted model, not a curated record. The transcript has 10 exons. Lineage: Eukaryota; Metazoa; Arthropoda; Insecta; Diptera; Tephritidae. Gene Ontology annotation, cellular component: secretory granule; plasma membrane. Gene Ontology annotation, biological process: vesicle-mediated transport; intracellular protein transport; neurotransmitter secretion. Gene Ontology annotation, molecular function: syntaxin binding. The coding region runs from base 223 to 1992 and encodes 589 amino acids.